AUGGAACUGCUGUUCAUGCUAAUCAUUCAGCUUGUCAUUAAUCUACAGAGAGGUGCUGAAGGUGUUGACAAAGGCACAGAUAUUGCGUUGCGUAAUCAGAACAAUGAAGAAUUUGUGUCAAAAGAAAUCCAGACCACUACUAAAGAUGAAUGCAAAAAAUCUCCAAAGUAUCUCAAUUGUUACCUGAAUAUCACUUUGGAAGGAAACAUUUGCUAUUGCAGCUUUGAAGCUGGUGAGGAUGCAAAAAAUGCAACAUAUUUUCUGCAUUUCUGCAACCAUCGAAUAAAUCCUACAUGUAGAAAAUUUCCUGUGAGGUCGGAGAUGUAUGUUAUGAUAGGUGAAGAUAGCAUACAUAUAAUGGAACUGAUUUCCCUAUGGGUGGAGGCAUCUGAAAAUAAGCAAGUCUACAGAUCUUCCAAUCUUACUGUAAAGCUGGAUGAACUAGUGAAAUUGAACCCACCACAACAAAAAAUUAGUUGUAUUAGGAAGGAUGGAUAUUUGAAGAUUAUGUGGGAAAGAGAUGGUCACCUUUUUAUAAAUCAAGAAUUUUGUAAAGAAGUCCAGUACAAGACAAUGACACACUCAGACUGGAAACAGCUGCAGUAUUUCAUGGGAAAGUAUUUGCUUCCUAUGGAUACAUCUCAAUUUUUAGCAUUAUACAAUGAAGAGUUAUGCAAUGAAGAGGCUCACAAUAUAAGUACAAGUACUGCAUACUGA
Pelobates fuscus (common spadefoot toad) is the source of this 717-nucleotide messenger RNA. RefSeq lists its product as uncharacterized. The record is from RefSeq and is a predicted model, not a curated record. The transcript is spliced from 6 exons. NCBI's taxonomy places the organism in Eukaryota, Metazoa, Chordata, Amphibia, Anura, Pelobatidae. The coding region runs from base 1 to 717 and encodes 238 amino acids.